GGCGCCACCACUACUGUCCCCAACCCGCCCUGCCAGCCUGGCCAAAGGACGGCAUGACUCACGGCGCUGCCAGCAACCCACGGCUUGCCCGCGGCAUAUAAAGGCUGCCCUGGCGGGAAGCGAUCCAGCAUUGCCUGGCGCGCAGAGCAUGGCUGGAGGCGCGGAGCAAGGUCGCCGAGGCGCGGAAUGGGGUCUGCGCGGCGCCCUGGCCGCCGUGGCGCUGCUCUCUGCGCUCAAUGCUGCGGGCACGGUGUUUGCGCUGUGCCAGUGGCGCGAGUUGAGCGCGGCGCUGCGGGCUCUAGAGGUGCAGCGAGGCCGGGAGCUGCGUGAGGACAGCGCCCUGCGCGCUUUCCUAACGGAGUUGAGUCACGCGCCACGCCAGGCUCCCGCGCCUCCCCCAGACCCUGCGAUUGCUGCGCGCAACAAGCGCAGUCACGGAGGGGAGCCCGCCCAGCACAUCCGCACAGAGAGCCAUGACAUGCUGAUGAUGAUGACCUACUCCAUGGUGCCGAUCCGAGUGAUGGUGGACCUGUGCAACAGCACCAGGGGGAUCUGCUUGACAGGACCACCUGGCCCAGCAGGACCUCCAGGAAUUGGUGGGUUACCAGGACACAACGGAUCGGAUGGACAGCCUGGUCCCCAGGGCCCAAAAGGCGAAAAAGGAGCAAAUGGAAAAAGAGGAAAAAUGGGGCCACCUGGAGCCACAGGAACUCCUGGGGAAAAGGGAGAUCCUGGUGAGCUGGGCUUGACUGGAAACGAGGGCCCAGUAGGGCAGAAGGGGGACAAGGGGGACAAGGGAGACGUGUCCAAUGAUGUGCUCCCUGCAGGUGCCAAAGGCGACCAAGGCCCACCUGGCCCACCAGGCCCCGCUGGGCCCCCAGGCCCUCCGGGUCCCCCAGGGCCCCCUGGAAGCAGAAGAUCCAAAGGCCCUCGGCAGCCAAACAUGUUCAACGGCCAGUGCCCAGGUGAGACAUGUGCUAUACCCAAUGAUGAUACCUUGAUUGGAAAAGCCGAUGAGAAAGUCAGCGAACACCAUUCCCCACAAGCAGAAUCCCUGAUCACAUCCAUUGGAAAUCCAACACAAGUGUUAAAAGUUAAAGAGACAUUUGGGACUUGGAUAAGAGAGUCUGCUAAUAAGAGUGACGAACGGAUCUGGGUGACUGAACACUUUUCAGGCAUCAGGGUAAAGGAAUUCGAAGACCAGCCCUCCCUACUGAAUGGCAGCUACACGCUCAUCCACCUCCCAUAUUACUUCCAUGGCUGUGGGCACACUGUCUACAACAACUCUCUCUACUACCACAAAGGAGGCUCCAACACCAUAGUGAGAUUUGAAUUUGGCAAAGAAACAUCCCAAACUCUGAAGCUUGAAAAUGCCUUGUAUUUCGAUCGAAAAUACCUCUUUGCAAAUUCCAAGACAUACUUCAAUUUAGCUGUAGAUGAAAAGGGCCUUUGGAUUAUCUACGCUUCUAGUAUGGAUGGCUCGAGCAUCCUUGUGGCACAGCUGGAUGAGAGGACUUUCUCUGUGGUACAGCACAUCAACACCACAUACCCCAAAUCCAAGGCUGGCAACGCCUUCAUUGCCCAAGGGAUCCUCUACGUCACGGACACCAAAGAUAUGAGGGUAACCUUUGCCUUUGAUUUGUUAGCAGGGAAACAGAUCAAUGCAAACUUCGAUUUAAGAACUUCCCAGUCUGUUCUUGCCAUGUUAUCGUACAAUAUGAGAGACCAGCAUCUAUAUUCAUGGGAAGAUGGCCAUUUAAUGCUUUAUCCUGUACAGUUUUUGUCAGCUGUGUUGAACCAGUGAUGGGACGUCUUCUGUUCCCCUCAGUAAAUUUCAGAUGUUCUCCGGUACCAUGAGUAUCCCAACAGAAAACUUAUCUUUAAAGGCAGUCAGGUACUUAGCUGUCAUAAACUCCUGAUCUAGGUGUUUAUAUGGUUGGUGACUCUCCCGCCCUUUAAUUUAGAUUCCGUAGAGGAAAACAACAGAUUGAAACUCACAAUGGCUGAGACUUGUUGAUUCCUCCACAAACCAGCUGGGCAAGUUCCCUCUCCCUCUUUAGGUCUUAUUUUCCCCACUGGUACUGUGAAAGGCUGACUAAGAUGAUUGGUGAGAUGUCCUCUGCCUGUAGGGAAUUCUGUGAUUCUUAGCUUUUGCUGCUCUCACAACUUUUAUAUAUUUGGGAUUUUUUUUUUUUUUUUCUUUGAGGGGGUUGGUUUUUUUGGCUUUUAGCCACAUGCUGAGCAAAUUUACCUCUGAGUUGAUCAGCCUGAAUGCCUGAGCAAUGAAUUCCUUAGUGCUGACAUAUUGGGUGCCUUGGAAGUUGCGCUGACCCUUUAAGGCUGUUGAAGUACGUUAUUACCCCAUAAGUUCUUAUCAUUCUCUCCCUCUGCACCUGCCACCACAGCACCAGAAUGGCCAUUAUCCUCAGCUCCUGAUUACCUCUCCAAGAUUAGCAAAAGCCAGGAGCAUAUUUCCUAAUGACCCUGAAACAGUCCCUUCCAGAUUCCUGUCAAUUUCUAAUCAUGCUGAUUUCCUACCGUGGGUCAUAACACUGACUCCUCAGGUCUUGUAGGCUUCUCCUGUCACAGCUUUGGAUCUGCUAUCAUAGUAUUGCAUACUGUGUGAGGGGGCCUUAAUUUGGUGAGGACCUCAGGAAGCACUUUGCAGUGUCAAAGAAGAGAGGCACCAUUUUUUGGUUAUUGUCUAUAACAGGGAUGAACAAACUAUGGCCCUUGGGCCAAAGCCAGCCCAUGGCCUGUUUUUAUAAAUAAAGUUUUAUUCAACAUAGUCAUAGGCAUUUGGUUAUAUAUUAUAGUCUGUGAUUACCUUUGCUGUAUACUGGCAGAGUUGAGCCACUGCAAGAAAGUUGAGUAGUGGCCCCAAAAGUCUAAAACAUUUACUCUUUGGCCCCUUACAGUGAGAGUUUGCCAACCCCUGAUCUAGAAUAUAAAGUGAGUCUGAGGAGUCCCUGGUGGCUCAGUGGGUUAAGGACCUGGCAUUAUCACUAUACUGUAGCUCAGGUCACUGCUUUGGCAAGCAUUCUAUCCCUGGCCCAGGAACUUCCGCAUGCCACAGGCACGGCCAAAAAAGUAAAGUAAGCCUGAUUCUUGGAAGGGCUUAUUCACCAGAACCUGUUAUGUUUUGUUUUGUUCCAGUCUAAGAAGUGGUCAUUUAAAUGGAUUGAGUUUUUGUUAGAGGCAAAGGAUAAGAACAGCAUAAGGUUAAGUGACCCUCCCAAAAAGCAAUUAAUAAACUGUUGUAGCCCUAAUAUCGUUUUAAAGAAUGUAAUCUGGCCCUUUGGAUGCCAGGAGAAAAUUUGCUCCAUUUUAUUUUUUUUAUUUUUUAAUGCAACUUUUUUUUAUUUUAAAUGUUUUUUUUUUCCAUUAUAGCUGAUUUACAGUGUUCUAUCAAUUUUCUACUAAUCUGCUCCAUUUUAAAUGCCAUUCGAUAUGCAUAUUUUCUGACAACUCAGUUCUGCAAACCUUCAGCCUAGCACUGAGGUCAGGCAGGGCCAAUGAAAAUAGAGAGCAAUCUGGAAAGUUUCUGGGAUCCUGCAACCAGGAAAGGGACCUAGGGAAAAUCUUAUGUAAAGAUUUUUCAGCAGUUGGCCCUCACCGAGUACGUGUAUGUUGGUGAGGACUUCUGAAACCUUUUCACUGGGGCCAAAUUGAUUCUCAGUGGCCUUGAGUCCCGGUUUUAUACCUGAUUAGUAGAAGCAUUUUAAAACUUAGGGGAUAUACAGAUUUAAAUGUUUAAUUCUCCCAACCCCCUGAAUAAACCUAGGCAGCUAUUAGGGAAUCUGCUGUUGUUGUGUUCUCAAAAUAAUGGGUGUUUGAAACUUUCCCCCCACUUAUUAAUUAGACUGUGUUGUAUCAUCACAGCUUUUUAAAAAUACUCUUCAGAUUCAUGUCUUAUAACAAAGUAAAAUAGAGUCUCAUGUUCAAAUCAGUGUGUCUAAUGAAAGUCUUUUAAAGUAUUUAAAAAUAUGUGUUGCUGAAUUCAGGGGACCAGAAUAUGAAAAUAAUUUCAUAGUGAUAGUUGUAAUAGUAGUAUAUACAAUACUAAUUGUGUAUAUGGUAGCAACCAAAAUUCUUGAAGAACCAGAAGUCAUCUUCCUCCUGCACAGACUGCAUUUUGGCUAUGACUGUCUGAUGACAAAGUAUCUGAAGGAGAAGUUUAUGAUAGGGCUUUUCAGUUUUCAACCAGCUGCUGUGACCUGGUAUAUCACAUCAUUAAAAGCCAUAUUUCCAACCUGUAACCACAGAUUCUAAAUGAUUCUGAAUAAUGAAUUGUGGUGAAUGUCUCUUUUUGGUUGUAAUUUAUUUAACUUGAGUCAAUAAAAAUAAUCAUUGCUGAAUACAAUCACAA
Molecule: messenger RNA, 4369 nt
Organism: Sus scrofa (pig)
Lineage: Eukaryota; Metazoa; Chordata; Mammalia; Artiodactyla; Suidae
Gene: GLDN
Product: gliomedin
Biological process (GO): signal transduction
Cellular component (GO): cell surface
Source: RefSeq, a predicted model, not a curated record